ACCCGCUGUAACAACAAUCCGUUCGGUGGAUAGCAAUCAUGUUUCGCAUACUAAUUUUGUCAUUUUUUCAACUUUUCAUUGUAAGUUUUCAGAAUAGUCAGCAAAAUCCGUGCAAAAGUAUAUUUGGGUGCAUUUCUCGCUUCGAAUGUGCAAAAGACGAAUAUUGGGCACCAGCUGCUUCUCUGGGUGGGUGUUGUCCAGGAUGCGUCAGAGGUUUAGGGCUAAAUGUAAUGGGUUGUGAUGGAGAGAAUCCCUGCGCUCCUGGAUUGGUUUGCGGCACGGGAGAAAUUUGUAGGAUAAAUCCAGCAAACUGCCUGUCAACGAAUCACGUCCCACAGCAGGUGCACUGGAAACCAGCCUGUGACUCGGCGGGACAAUUCCACCCCAAACAGUGCCGGGGAGAUCGUUUGCAAGGACGCUGCUUCUGCUAUUCAGCCACCGGUGAGCGAAUCUUCGGUUGGGACUGGCGGGGAAAGGCAAACGACAUGACCUGCGCUUGCAGCCGCGUUAGAUCCAACCUGGAAGCCAACGGUAGAACCGACGUGACUCUUCACUGUGCACCGAAUGGGAAUUUCGAAAAACUGCAGUGUGACAGCGGUGUGUGCUGGUGUGCCAAUCCGGCAACCGGUGAACCUUGGCCAAAAGUUCCCAUUGUUUCGCAAGCACUGUGGAAGAAACUUCCCUGCUAUAAGCGUUCUCUUCACGGGGACCAGUAUCUACGGCAGUGCGAAAGCGAAUCCUUCGCCCAGAAACUAAUGCGAAGUAAAUUUGCCAUCCACGGGCAGAGGAAUGUGACUCAUACGGAUACGGUUUGCGAUUACGAUGGCAGCUACGGGCGGUACGAAAUUCAGCGUGGCAUCGCAUAUUGCACCUGGCGUGAUGGGGAGCGCAUUACACCGUUUCAAACGAGCAGCCUGAAGCUAAGCUCCAUGAAUUGCAAUUGUGCACGCGACCAGAAAAUUUUUGCUGCAGCUGGCAUCGAUAUGGUACUCUUGUGCGAAGGAAACGGCAACUACAAGACACUGCAGGAUCGGAACGGGGAGUUGUUCUGCGUCGAUCGGGAUGGAUUCGAGGUGGCCUCGCAGGUCAGUUCGGAUACCGAGUGUGGUCAGUACAUGUUUGCGUGAUGGGUAUUGGUUUGCCAGACGAAUGAUAUACAGUGUUUGGUUCAUGAUUAAGAACCUACCUACUUUUUGAGUUAGAGCUAUUUUAAGACAACUAAGUUUUUAACACAAAAAUUUCAAUAACUUAGUAACGGCUGAGAUUUGAUGGAAUGUGUAGAACGAUUCUUUUCUCCAAAUAAGACAGUCAAUCAUCCCUCGAGAGGUUCUUAACCAUGAUCCAAACACCCUGUAUGUAAUAUAUGAUAUAUGACAGU
Topomyia yanbarensis is the source of this 1378-nucleotide messenger RNA. RefSeq lists its product as uncharacterized. The record is from RefSeq and is a predicted model, not a curated record. Gene Ontology annotation, biological process: cell-matrix adhesion. The transcript has 5 exons. Gene Ontology annotation, cellular component: basement membrane. NCBI's taxonomy places the organism in Eukaryota, Metazoa, Arthropoda, Insecta, Diptera, Culicidae. The coding region runs from base 39 to 1127 and encodes 362 amino acids.